UCUAGCUCUCAUCCUUCCCUCACACAUCCCUCCAGCUCCCUGCGAAGGAGGAGGAGCAGCCGUGGGGAAGAUGAGCUGCAACAGGUACCCCGUGGAUGUGAAGGCUGUUGGCUUCAUGCAAUGCAGAAAAGAGAAGAACUACAUGAUGUUUGUGUCUUGGUCAGAUCAGAACAACAUUCUCAUCUACAGGACGUUUGAAGAGUUUAAGAAAUUCCAUAAGGAGCUGAAGAGAAAAUUCCCCACUGAAAGUGGGUCACUGAGGAGUUUACCCAGGUUUAAAGGUAUAACUAUGCAGCAGAGGAAGGGAGGGAAGCUGAACAGGUGCCUGGAGAUCCUGAAACUGCUGGAAACGUAUUCCCAGGAGCUGCUGAAAACGGAUGUGAAAAUCUCCCAGGGUGAAGAGGUGAAUCAGUUUUUCAAGGCACAGACUCAAGACCUUGAUCCCUCCUUCCCUGAAAACAGUGUUGUGAUCAUGCCAUCAGUAUUCAGAAGGGAGAAGAACCCCCAGCCCCUCUCCAUCACCCUCCCUCAGGCGUCGGAGAGCUACCGCUGCAUUGAGGCCUUUGAAACCAAAGACACAAAGAACAAACCUUUCACAGUGGCUCAGAAGGAGAUUGUGGAAGUGUUAAUCAAGGACAUGACUGGCUGGUGGCUGGUGGAAAACGCAGACAAGCAGAUAGCCUGGUUCCCAGCCUCAUACCUGGAAGAGCUUGAUGCCUCUGAGGACAUCCAGAAUGCCUUUAGCUCAAAUGAGGAGGGCAGCUUGUACUUUGUGGUGCAGGCCUAUGAGGCUCAGAAGGCAGACGAGCUCUCGCUGAACCAGGGUGUGGUCGUGGAGGUGGUCAGGAGGUCCCACAACGGCUGGUGGCUGAUCCGGUACAAUGGCUGCACUGGCUACAUUCCCUCCCUGUGCCUCCGGCCCUACAAGAACCCUCACCACAAGCUCCAGACCAUCAUGAGCUGCGGCCUCAACACCUCCACCCCCAUCCUCUGCUCCCCCCAGCCCCGGGGGGAGGCUGUUGCUCAGCCCAGGCUGCAGCCUAGCCCUUCCUUUGGCCCCCGUGAGGAGGACGGGAGCCCUCAGAGAAGCAGAUCCCGGUCUCUGCCCAGGGCCAGCUCCACCCCGGAGCUGGAUUUGGACAGCUCCUCCCUGAGCUCGGCGAGAAGCAGUGAGGGGGACGCCCGGCUGGCCUGGACGCCCGACUUGUCCCGAUCCCUGCCCGACGUGGAGCAGGCCAGAAGCUCUCCCGCCCCGAGCCGCGGCCUGGCCACGCACAGCAGCAAAUCCCCACACCUCAGUGCCAGGAACAGGAACGAUUCCGGCUUUGUGGAGUCCUCUGCAGCCGAGCUCGGCUCGUCGCUCGCUGACCCUGAGCUGGCCGCGGGUGUCCCCAAGGUGCCGGCGCGUCCCUCGGCCCACGAGAUCCUGCAGAGGUGCAGCACCGUCACCAAGCGCGCUGUGCAGCAGUCGGCUCCCCGGGCGGCCCUGCAGGCCCUGCUCCCGAUCCCCAGCCGGCAUUAGUGGCCCUGGAGGGGACAUGGGGACAGCCUCACUCGCUGGAGGCCCCUGGGAGCAGCUCCGGAACGUCAGGGCUUGGGACUGUCCCCUCCCAAGUAACACACACACAGCCGUCACCUCCCUGGGCACCACCGUUCCUGCUGCAGCUUCCACAGGGGUCAGGGAGCUACUGGGAGAGGAGCGAGUGGUGUCACUCGGUGUGGAUCCGGCAGCUCCAGAGCUGGAGGUCACUUAGCAGGCAGUGAAUUCUCCCUGAGGCAGUUGUUCACCCUGCCUUGCAGUAUGUGAGCGUUUCACAGUCGUGGCUGUGUUGUUCCCCACAGCAGGAUGAGCUGACACAGCCAUGGCCACAGCGGAGGGCAAAGGCGUGGCACCAGCAUGACUUAGUCACUCCUGGCACCCUGAGCUAGUUACUGGAUUGGGGAGGGAUGGGAUGAUGCACCUGUGUGAUGUCAGUUACCUGAACCCCCUAUUUUAUAGAUUUUUUUUAACUCUUUGACUUCUGGUGUCGAUUUGGGGUUUUUUUUUUAUAGGGAUGGGCUGGAUCUGCUGAAUGGUUGUGAGAAAAAAAACCUCUUGGGGAGAAACCUCAUCCCUGUUCCCUCCAGCCAUAUUUGUGCAGGCACAGGAACACAACCAGGGGAAUCACAGCUUGUGUCCCACCUGGGGAUGGGGACAGAGGUCACUUUUAUGGACAAAACAUUCCCCUUUCCAGGGGGCUGGGUAGUUACUGAAACUCACAACGAUUCUAAUCCUAAACUCAUUUGCUAGAAUUGAGUUAGAAAAAGUUAUAGGAAAAUUAAGACUUUUCUCUACACUCAUGGCGUUAAUUGUACUUAUUCUCCCAGGUAUCUCUUAAUAUGUUUAUAAA
Corvus hawaiiensis (hawaiian crow) is the source of this 2390-nucleotide messenger RNA. It is a transcript of the gene NOXO1, whose product is annotated as NADPH oxidase organizer 1. The transcript is spliced from 8 exons. Gene Ontology annotation, molecular function: superoxide-generating NADPH oxidase activator activity; phosphatidylinositol binding; protein binding. NCBI's taxonomy places the organism in Eukaryota, Metazoa, Chordata, Aves, Passeriformes, Corvidae. The record is from RefSeq and is a predicted model, not a curated record. Gene Ontology annotation, biological process: superoxide anion generation. The coding region runs from base 71 to 1522 and encodes 483 amino acids.